AUGUGCAUACAACUCCAUAUCUAUUGGACAGGAGGACAGCAGACAGGGAUCAUGAAACCUAGCCGGAGCGACGACGUUUUGGACGCCGAUGAGCAGAUCCUAAUCACGAACAAGGUCCGAGCACAGUUCGAAUCCAUGAUGCCCAAAAGACCAGCCAAACCAAACCGGAGCGAACCCGAUUUAACCUCACCACCUAUUCUGGAUGAAGAAAUCCAUAUUCCUGAGCUGAACAAGCUUAAAUAUCUUCAAUCACAAGCAAUAUUUUCUGGAACGAAAGCUGGGGAUGAAGACGACGAGUUUGUGGAGACCCAGUACUACAAAGAGUUGGAAUCCAUUGAUAAACAGCAUCACACGACGGGAAAUGGUUUUAUAAAAAUGGCCAUGGAAAAGAAUGGAAAUGAAGAUAUUCUUCAAUUUCGAGGAAGCCAUAGUACUAAUGGAGGAUUUAAACAGAUGAUCUUCAAAACUAACCCAGCAACAAAUGAUUGGAUUCCAAGCUUCGAAGAUCACCAGGUUGGAUACAUUUCGUCGAAGCCAAAUCGGAGCGAGAGUUGUUAG
Fraxinus pennsylvanica is the source of this 558-nucleotide messenger RNA. The record is from the annotation of a GenBank genome assembly. Lineage: Eukaryota; Viridiplantae; Streptophyta; Magnoliopsida; Lamiales; Oleaceae.